CAUUCCAAACUUCUGCAUUGUCACUCGCUUUCAUUGCAUCUUUCCAUCCCUUCAAGUUUCUCUUCCUGCACAUCUGUACUCUCACACCGAAGCCGGUCUUCAUUCUUGCACCUAAUACAAAAGCAUUCCAUCUUCAAUCCACACCAACCACAUCAACACAACAAUGCCUUCCACUAGGGACCUCCUCGUCUUGGUCCUUGGCUAUGCGGCGGUCAUUCAAGCUGGACCCAUUGGUGCACGCGACAACGCUCCGGCGUACGGAGACAACCCAGCUCCCCCAGCUCCCGCAUAUGGAGGCAACACUCCUUCGUCCGCUCCACACGAGGCUCCAUCUCCGCCAGCAUACAACGCUCCAUCAUCAACUGCAGUGUCCGCGGCCGAGAGCUCGCCGGCCGCUUCGAUCCCUGCAUAUGGUGGAGGCAGUUCUUCUGUACCGGCCACAUCCUCGGCCAGCAUUCCAGCUCCGUCCGCACCAAGCUAUCAGGCCCCGAGCUCUUCCUCAGAGGCGUCUCCAGUGGAGACGUCGUCUGUGGCCUCUGUGCCAAGCUACCACGACUUGAGCUCUUCUUCGUCCUCGAUUUCCAAGUACGAGACUAUCUCAAUUCCAUCCUCGCCAUCUUCGACUUCGUGCACGAACGGCAAGGGAGCCACUACGCCGCCUGCUGAUGUGCCUCAUUACGGGUCCAUGGCCAGCUCCGCAUCGUCUCCUUCUGCUCCGGUCAAUACUGCGCCCGCCUAUGGCGGAUCUGCUUCCUCUGUUGCACCCGUGGCAACUAGCAGCGCUUCUGUUCCUGCUGGAAGUGCUUCGGUCCCAGCACAUCCCGCCACAACUCACUCUUUCACCUUCGCCCCAACAUCUUCCCACGUGCCACCAAGCUACGAGUCGAAGGAUGGCUCGACGGCGCCUGCCUAUGCGCCAUCUGCGUCUAGCAGCGCUACCGUCCCAAGCUAUGGUUCGCAGUCUUCAAGCGUCCGAGGACCUGUCGGCGGAUCGUCCAGCUUCCCGACCUAUCACGUCACUGCCAAUGUUUCCACGACCUACAGCCAUGCGCCUUCAUCGGCAGUGACUAGUGCUACCGUGACGGCACCAGUUUAUCCCGGAUAUUCUGCCCCUGCAUACUCCGCUCCAAUCCAUUCCGCACCAGCGUCGUCCAAAGCUAGCAACAGUGCCCCAGCACCCUCUGCUCCAGCCUAUGUGCCAUCAGGCCCUGAUGCCGCACCAUCGGCGCCCUCGCAUUCUCAGGACAAGCAAGUCACUCAAGCAUCCGGUCCAUCUGCAUCAGCGUAUCAGCCACCGCCACCGCCAAAAGAGUCGCCAUCGGCACCUCACCCAUACGGUCAGACCACUGCGAAGGUACCUGGAUCUUACGAGACUUCCGCUCCAGCUCCCGCUCCAUCCGCAACUGCAUACAAUCCCCUUCCCAGCGUGAUCGUUCCGCCAUCCCACGGGGGCUCCUCUGAAGCAUCUCCAACGCAAGCCAGCAGCUCCGAAGCGCCAGGAAUCACAAUCGUUCCAGUCCAUACGAAUUCGUGCGUCCCAGUGACCAUGACCGUGACGGAGAGCAAGGUCGAGACUGUCACUGUUACCGCCUCGCCCUCUGCUAGCUCGCAUUCUGCUCCCGCGUACGGUGCUAGCACAUCUGCUGCCACUUCGAAGGAUGCUAUGUCGACUUCCGCUGCUUCCUCGUCUGCUGCCCCGUCGACCACCCAUGCUGCGUCCACUUCUGCCGCGUCCACUCCUGCCGCAUACACGUCUGCGGUUUCGAGCUCCGCGGCUUCUUCCACACCGGCUGCGUACACAUCAGCUGCUUCCUCCACCGCCGAUGCUGUGACGAGCUCUGCUGCCGCUUCAACGCCUGUGGCCUACAGCUCUGCUGCCAUUACGACAGAAGCUGCUCCUACGCCGCCUGCCUACCCGCCUGCUUCUACGAGCUCCUCUGCUGCCAGCACGACAGAAGCUGCUCCUACGCCGCCGGCCUAUGCGCCUGCUUCUACGAGCUCCUCUGCUGCCAGCACGACAGAAGCUGCUCCUACGCCGCCUGCCUACGCGCCUGCUUAUACGAGCUCCGCUGCUGCGAGCUCCGCCGCACCGUCCGCGGCGCCUUACUAUUGA
Zymoseptoria tritici IPO323 is the source of this 2113-nucleotide messenger RNA. RefSeq lists its product as uncharacterized. The transcript has a single exon. Lineage: Eukaryota; Fungi; Ascomycota; Dothideomycetes; Mycosphaerellales; Mycosphaerellaceae. The record is from RefSeq and is a predicted model, not a curated record. The coding region runs from base 164 to 2113 and encodes 649 amino acids.